ACGACGCCAAGACAACGGUAUCUCUGCGUGACGGUUAGCUUCUCUUCUUUCCAACCGCCAACUAGACCGCGCCGGGGAGAAACUGAGAAGUCGAGCAGUCCGGCCGCAAGAUGCCGUGAGUGCAGUUGAGAAUGGCCAGGGCCACAUCGCAUGGCGCUGCAGCAGCUGCACAUCUUAAUCCGACCGCCGCCAGCGCCAACGCCAGCAACCACCGCAGCCGUCUCGGAGCGGCGCCGUCGCCGUCACCAUCAGGCAGCCGCCGCAAGAAUAAUGCUGGUGAUAAUCACAACAAUGAGGAGGGCGUCGGCCUGCUGGAAGCGGGGCCGGACCUUGGCGACGACGUCGACGAUGGCGACGACGACGGCCUCAUAGUCCACCCGGGCGAUCCGGACGGCGAAGGCGACGGCGACGGUGCCGCCCGGACGCCCCGAACGCCCAACCGCGUCCGCUUCGACCUGCGUCCGACCUUUGUCGACGACCAGGACGGCAGAUCCAGCAAUGGCUCCGCCGACCUCCCGCACCAGGACGACCACCACCACCCGCGCUCCAGCUUCGACGUCGACGACGCCGACCCCCUCACCAGCGACGGCAUCCCGUACCACCACCACCACACGCAACGCGUGCCCCUGCUCACAGGCAUCGAAGCACCCUCUGUCACCCUGUCCGCCGCGCUCCCAGGCACCGAGGAGGAGGACGACGCGGAGGCAUGGCACGCGCACGAGCAGCGGCGGCCCAAGUCGUCGCUGCCGUCGGCGUUCAUGAACAUGGCCAACAGCAUCAUCGGGGCGGGCAUCAUCGGGCAGCCGUACGCGCUGCGCCAGGCGGGCCUGCUGGCGGGCGCCGCGCUGCUCGUCGCCCUGACGCUCGUCGUCGACUGGACCAUCCGCCUCAUCGUCGUCAACUCCAAGCUCGGCGGCGCCAGCUCGUUCCAGGGCACCGUCGAGCGCUGCUUUGGUCGGCCCGGCCUGGUCGCUGUGUCCGUGGCGCAGUGGGCGUUUGCGUUUGGUGGUAUGGUCGCGUUCGGGGUUAUUGUUGGGGAUUCGAUCCCGAGUGUAUUGCGUGCCGUGUGGCCUGGGCUGCCGGACGUGCCGGUGCUCGGGCUGCUGGCGGACCGCAGGGCGGUGAUUGUGGUGUUUACGCUCGGGGUGAGUUACCCGCUGACGCUGUAUCGGGAUAUUGCGAAGCUGGCCAAGGCGAGUACGCUGGCGCUGGUGAGCAUGGCGGUGAUUGUGAUUACCGUCGUGGUGCAGGGCUUCAUGGUGCCCAUGGAGGAGAGGGGCACGCUCAAGGACUGGCGGCUGUUGAUCAUCAACGACGGCAUCUUCCAGGCGAUCGGGGUGAUAUCGUUCGCCUUCGUCUGCCACCACAACUCGCUCCUGAUCUACGGCUCGCUCGAGAAGCCGACGAUUGACCGGUUCGCCAAGGUGACGCACUACUCGACGGGCAUCUCCAUGGCGGCGUGCCUGCUGAUGGCGCUGGCGGGCUUCCUGACCUUCGGCGACAAGACGCAGGGCAACGUGCUCAACAACUUCCCCCGCGACAACACCAUGGUCAACGUGGCGCGCCUGUGCUUCGGGCUCAACAUGCUCACGACGCUGCCGCUCGAGGCGUUCGUCUGCCGCGAGGUCAUGCUCAACUACUACUUCCCCGGCGAGCCGUUCAACAUGAACCUGCACCUGCUCCUCAGCACGAGCCUCGUCUUCAGCGCCAUGGUGCUGAGCCUGGUGACGUGCGACCUGGGCACCGUCUUCGACCUCGUCGGCGGCACCAGUGCCGCCGCCAUGGCCUACAUCCUGCCGCCGCUGUGCUACAUCAAGCUGACGACGCGGUCGUGGAAGACGUACGUCGCCUGGGCGGUUGUCGCGUUUGGGUGCACCGUCAUGGCCAUGAGCAUGUUGCAGGCGGUCGGGAAGAUGAUCAGAGGGGAGGGAGAUACCCGGCAGUGCUACUAAUACGCAUAGACUAUCAGCAAUACCUUUUAAUAGGCGUAGGAUAUGCAUGACUCUUGUCCUAGGCCGUUCAGGCGAGUAUAGACUAAUAGAAGAGGGGGCUGGAGUUUGAUGGUUACUUGCUGUCUCCGGGUCGGCGCUACGCAACUAGAAUGGAACUCAGCAUCUGGCGUCCCUAACGCCAGACGGAUAAUGCGUCUUGACGGUCGCCAAUCACACGGCACCAUCCGAGUCUCUGCUUGAUCCCAUCCGCAUAUCGCCUCACUUGGCACUGAGCAUAGCAACUGGUCUGUACAGUCCGUUCCCCACGCACCG
Molecule: messenger RNA, 2264 nt
Organism: Thermothielavioides terrestris NRRL 8126
Lineage: Eukaryota; Fungi; Ascomycota; Sordariomycetes; Sordariales; Chaetomiaceae
Exons: 4
Coding region: 132-1952 (606 amino acids)
Biological process (GO): amino acid transmembrane transport
Cellular component (GO): endoplasmic reticulum
Molecular function (GO): amino acid transmembrane transporter activity
Source: RefSeq, a predicted model, not a curated record